Molecule: messenger RNA, 2114 nt
Organism: Cebus imitator (Panamanian white-faced capuchin)
Lineage: Eukaryota; Metazoa; Chordata; Mammalia; Primates; Cebidae
Gene: STAMBP
Product: STAM binding protein
Exons: 12
Coding region: 204-1529 (441 amino acids)
Biological process (GO): protein K63-linked deubiquitination
Cellular component (GO): endosome; cleavage furrow
Molecular function (GO): metal-dependent deubiquitinase activity; protein binding; K63-linked deubiquitinase activity
Source: RefSeq, a predicted model, not a curated record
AGUGAUAGACCGACGAGAGGGAGUGGGCGGAGCGGGCGCCGGAUGUGACGUUUCCGGAAGCUCCGAGUGUCAUCUGCGGGGAAAGAUGCUGCAUCCCGUUUUUGGAAUUGCUCAACCCGUUGGUACACGGCGCCGCUUCCUGGUCUCGGGAGGUGGUUCCUUUCUUAACCCACAAGAACCUCUCCCAAGAGAACUUAGUCCUGAUGUCUGACCAUGGAGAUGUGAGCCUCCCGCCCGAAGAACGGGUGAGGGCUCUCUCCCAGCUGGGUAGUGCGGUAGAGGUGAAUGAAGAUAUUCCACCCCGUCGGUACUUCCGCUCUGGAGUUGAGAUUAUCCGAAUGGCAUCCAUUUAUUCUGAGGAAGGCAACAUUGAACAUGCCUUCAUCCUCUAUAACAAGUAUAUCACGCUCUUCAUUGAGAAACUACCAAAGCAUCGAGAUUACAAAUCUGCUGUCAUUCCUGAAAAGAAAGACACGGUAAAGAAAUUAAAGGAGAUCGCAUUUCCCAAAGCAGAAGAGCUGAAGGCAGAGCUGCUAAAACGAUAUACCAAAGAAUAUACAGAAUAUAAUGAAGAAAAGAAGAAGGAAGCAGAGAAAUUGGCCCGGAACAUGGCCAUCCAGCAAGAGCUGGAAAAGGAAAAGCAGAGGGUAGCACAACAGAAGCAGCAGCAAUUGGAACAGGAACAGUUCCAUGCCUUCGAGGAGAUGAUCCGGAACCAGGAGCUAGAAAAAGAGCGACUGAAAAUUGUACAGGAGUUUGGCAAGGUGGACCCUGGCCUAGGUGGCCCACUAGUGCCUGGCUUGGAGAAGCCCUCCUUAGAUGUGUUCCCCACCUCACCUUCAGACUGUCACACAGCUGUAAGGCCAGCUAAGCCACCUGUGGUGGACAGGUCCUUGAAACCUGGAGCACUGAGCAACUCAGAAAGUAUUCCUACAAUCGAUGGAUUGCGCCACGUGGUGGUGCCCGGGCGGUUGUGCCCCCAGUUUCUACAGUUAGCCAGUGCCAACACUGCCCGGGGAGUGGAGACAUGUGGAAUUCUCUGUGGAAAACUGAUGAGGAAUGAAUUUACCAUUACCCAUGUUCUCAUUCCCAAGCAAAGUGCUGGGUCUGAUUACUGCAACACAGAGAACGAAGAAGAACUUUUCCUCAUACAGGAUCAGCAGGGCCUCAUCACACUGGGCUGGAUUCAUACUCACCCCACACAGACCGCGUUUCUCUCCAGUGUCGACCUACACACUCACUGCUCUUACCAGAUGAUGUUGCCAGAGUCGAUAGCCAUUGUUUGCUCCCCCAAGUUCCAGGAAACUGGAUUCUUUAAACUAACUGACCAUGGACUAGAGGAGAUUUCUUCCUGCCGCCAGAAAGGAUUUCAUCCACACAGCAAGGAUCCACCUCUGUUUUGUUUUCUAAGCCUGUACUUCAAUAAGAGAUUUGAAUGUAAGGAAGAGAAGCCACUUAAGAUAGAGCUGCAGCCAUGUGACUGUUGUGGACAGAGCAGUGACCAUCACAGAUCUUCGAUGAGCGUUUGAGCCCAACACUUUCUAAGAACGACAAAACCGUAUCAAUGUACUGUGGCCCCUUAAUUUAAGCUUUCUAGAAAGCUUUGGAAGUUUCUGUAGACAGAAUAGAAAGGGGCCAUCACCUGACAAAGAGUUGAUUUUUGCAUUUAAGGUUUGAAAAGAAAUAACUGAACAUAUUUUUUAGGCAAGUCAGAAAGAGAACAUGAUCACCCAAAAGCAACUGUAACUCAGAAAUUAACUGUAAAGAAUGGUAUAAUGAACCCCCAUAUACCCUUCCUUCUGGAUUCACCAAUUGUUAACAUUUUUUUCCUUUCAGCUAGCCAUCUAAUUUCUCUGCCAAUUUGUUUUUAUUUACCUCUGGGCUCAAUAAGGGCAUCUAUGCAGAACUUUGGAAGCCAUUUAGAAAAUCUUUUGGAUUUUCCUGUGGUUUAUGGCAAUAUUAAUGGAGCUUAUUACCAUGGUGAGGGACAGUUCACUCCAUCUGACCAGAUGGUGAGGCUAACACAUCCCGAAGAGUGAUUUUGUCAGGAAUUAUUGUUAUUUAACAAAUAUUUUGGGAUAUUUUUCCUCUACAAUAAAAUAACAAUUAACUUA